Entrophospora candida is the source of this 2439-nucleotide messenger RNA. Lineage: Eukaryota; Fungi; Glomeromycota; Glomeromycetes; Entrophosporales; Entrophosporaceae. The record is from the annotation of a GenBank genome assembly.
AUGACCAGACAAUCACCUUUACCAGGUCCAUUUCCAUUGCCAUUUAUUGGGAAUGUUUUAGAAAGAGAUUUAGGUAAAUUGGCCAAGAGAUGUCAAAAAACAUAUGGUGAUAUGUUUGAAUUAUAUAUUGGUAAUCAACGUACAAUAUGGUUAUGUAGAGCUGAUUUAGUUGAGAAAAUUCAUAGUUCAUCAACAAAAAGUAAUUUCAAAUUACGCAAUAAAAACCAACAAGGAUUGGAAGAAAUGGAUUUAUCAAAUGGUAUAACCAUGAACAAUGAUCUAGAAUCUUGGUCAUUUAAUCGUAAAUUUUUAAUUAAUGCAGCUUUGUCACCAAGUUUUUUAAAAAGUUUCACAAUUAAUUUGGUCAAAGAAAACUAUUUUGAGAUGAAAAAUUAUUGGUAUAAACUAAAUUCAGAAUAUAAAAAGGCAAACGCUGGCAAAGGAAACGGUGAUGAUGAUGGUUAUAUUAUAGAUAUAUCUUCUUGGCUUUCAAGAUUGAGCAUGGAUAUUACACUUAGAACAAUGACUGGCAAAAAAGAAAGUGAAAACAUAGUAGAAUCGCUUCAUAGAUAUGUUGGAUCAAUAAUUUUCUUUUAUUUUGUACCAAAAUUUCUUAGGUUGUACACACCGAUCAGAUUUAUUAAUGAUAGUUUAUUGAAUAGUAACGCAAAGCUUAAAAAACAUUUGCUUGGAAUUGUUAAAGAGAGAAGAAAGGAAAUUGAAACAAUGAAUGGCGGCGAUGAUGUAACUUUUGGAAAUGAUAUGUUAACUUGUCUAAUUAAUAUAAAUACUGAAAGAGAUUUAGAAAGAAAGAAUAUCAGUGAAGAUGACGAACUUUAUAAUGGAUAUGCAAGGCCAAUGACUGAUGAAGAAAUCAGUGAAAUCGUAUUGGAAGUAUUUGUUGCGAACCAAGACACUACACCAACAUCACUUUCUUUUAUAAUUUAUCAUUUAUGUAAAUAUCCGGAAUAUAAAACUCGUCUAAUCAAUGAAAUUUUAUCGGCUUUUCCUCCAGACUCAACCAGCACAGAUUCCAUUAAUUAUGAAAAUCUCGAAAAAUUAAAAUUUCUUGAAGCGUUUAUUCAUGAAGUCGCGAGAAUAAGUCCUGCAAUACCUGCCUUGAUGCGUACAUCCACUAACAAGGAUACAAUAAAUGGAUACGAAUUUCCUGGUCACACAGCAUUCUAUACUUAUUAUCACGGUAUACAUAUGCACCCGAAACAUUGGGAAAAUCCUGAAAAGUUUUACCCAGAUAGAUUCUUGAAAGAUGGUGAUAAUAAUGGCGGGAGAGGAAUUGAAAAAAAUAGUUUCUUACAGUUUGGCGGUGGAAUUAGAAUGUGUCCUGGCCGACAUUUUGCUAUGUUGUUUAUGAAAAUUUUUCUUGUGAUGUUUUUUAGAGAUGGAAAUGAUAUUGAGCUAGUGUAUCCCGAUAAACCAGUUAAAACCGUUUACUCCAUGGCUACUAGGGCUGUUGAUUUAAUGGUUAAAAUAAAAAAGAGAGAUUUACAAAGGGUUAUACCCUUAACUUGUUCUGGACAUACUCGUCCUGUUGUUCAUUUACAAUUUUCACCUAUUACUGAUGGAACUUAUUAUUUAAUAAGUGCUUGUAAAGAUGGUAAUCCAAUGCUUCGAGAUGGACCAACUGGUGAUUGGAUAGGAACAUUCAUGGGUCAUAAAGGUGCUGUCUGGAGUGCUAAAUUAAGUAAAGACGCUUCAAGAGCUGUGACAGCUUCUGCAGAUUUUACCGCUAAAGUUUGGGAUACAUAUACCGGGGAUGUUUUAUUUUCUUUUACUCAUGGGCAUAUUGUACGCUCAGCUGACAUUUCUGAUGAUGGUACACGCAUUGUAUCAGGUGGACAAGAAAAGAAGUUAAGAUUAUACGAUCUUAAUAAACCUGAUGAAGUAAUUGUUGAAAUAGAGGGACAUGAGUCAACUAUUAAAAGUGUUAUUGUAGAUGGUGAAAGAAAUGUGGUGCUGAGUGCUGGAGAUGACAAAGAAAUUCGUUUAGCAAAUUCAUUUAAAACAGAACAUCCUAUCACCAGUAUGGAGCUAUCAGCCGAUGGAAAAUAUAUCACUUGUACAGCUGGAAAAAUUGUUUAUUUUCUUGAUGCUGCAACUUAUCGAGUUGCAAAAUCAAUUGCAACGGCCUAUGAUGUUUCUUCAGUAUCUUUACAUCCCGAUCAUAAAAGAUUUGUUGCAGGUGGUAGUAAUGAUUUAUGGGUGAGAAUUUAUGAUUUUGAAAGUGAGGUGUAUAAGGGUCAUCAUGGUCCAAUUCACACAGUAAGCUAUAGUCCUGACGGAGAAAUUUAUGCUACAGGUUCAGAGGAUGGAACUAUAAGAUUGUGGCAGACAACACCAGGCAAAAGUUAUGGUCUUUGGCAAAACAAAGCAUCAAAAGAUGAAAAAGAAAAUGAUGUUAAUGGAAUACCAACAGAUUAA